ACACAUUUUGUGUUACUUUUAACACAACAUGUGUUAUAUUUUAACACAAAAUCAACACAAAAUGAGACAUAAUGUGUUAAAAGCUUACCGUACAGUAAUGUGUAAAAAAUUAACACAUUCUUUGUAAGUGUAUAAUGACAUUAUGUACUGGCAACAUUUUUGCCAUGACUUCUUUUGUGUAUUUGUAUAUUUAAAGAAAAGCAGUACAUAUUAUAUUGCGCAUGUUUGAGUCAGGUGCAGGAAGUGACUUGCUCUGAGGUUUCCGGAUGUUUUUGGGUGUGUGCUGUGAUGGGAGGGGUUCGCUGUGUAAGUGUGUGUGUGUUUUGGGGGUAUGUGGGGUGGGUGAUAGGGUAGGAAACUCUUAUCUAUCACUGCCAAACUGGGAUAACUCAACCCCCUCACCCGAGCUCAUGCUAUAGAUGAGUAACGCUGCACUUCUAGUGUAAAUUACAUUUGUUAUAUUUUUGUGACUUUUUUCUUAUACCAAACUAUGUGAUCUUGUAAGAAUGAUUAUAUUGUGACAUUAAUUAAGAAAAAUAAGUAGCUUCUUUUGCAGCAGAACUAUGUAGACGUGAACUACAGCUUUGAAAGACUUCAGAUCGGAGGAGGAGGGUCCUUAAGGGGAAAUUAGGAGAAAUGUGGAUGAGAAACUUGUGAUAUUUUCAGCUGGCAGGAACAGAGACAAACAGCGAUGACGGUCAUAGUGAUCUUGUGCUUUUUGAUGAUUCAAGGUGCUCUUAAAGUCUCAUAUACAGGAGUUAGAGCCGACACAGUGGAUGUUUGUGCAUCUUGCCAUCGAAAUGCCACAUGUGAUGACAAAACCGAUGGAUCGGGAGGGAAAGUCUGUAAUUGCAUGUAUGGAUUUGUAGGCAACGGAAGAACUUACUGUCAAGAUAAAGACGAGUGUCAGCUGGGCCGAAUCUGUGGAGAUCAUACUGUAUGUCACAACACAUACGGCAGCUAUUACUGUACCUGUCUCACAGGCUACAGCCCAUCAAAUCACAUGACAACAUUCAUACCCAAUGAUGGGACGUACUGCCACGAUAUAGAUGAGUGCACCGUGCAGGAUAUCUGUGGUGUAGGAGCUCUCUGUCACAACACCGAGGGAGAUUUCACCUGCUCGUGCCAGACGGGUUACACCGUCCAAGAUGGAAGUGAACCAUUUAAUCCACUUCGGGAUCCAGCGUACUGCAAAGUGAUAGACUGUGGAUCUCCUCCAUCAAUCCCUCACGCUGAGCAGAUCUCCCCAACUAUAACCCACUACACCAGUGAACUCCAGUACAGAUGCAUGGAGGGUUUCCAGUGGAAGAGGGGAACAAAAUCCUCAGUUUGUGGUCUGGACGGACGGUGGGACGGACCCAGCCUGGUCUGUGAAGAAGUGGACUGUGGGGACCCCCGGUUUUUCCCUCAUUCAAAAAUAAUUUGGGAUAAAAUCUCACGAAUGGGAUCAGUGGUGGUGUAUGAGUGUGACUCGCAGUUUUAUAACAGCGGACGUGAAAACGUAUCGGUAUGUUCCCCUAACGGCACGUGGACAGACCCUGACUUCCAGUGUGAAGAGAUAAAAUGCGGUUCUCCCCCAGCCCUCCCCCAUUCAGUGUUGUUUUGGACCGGUGUCAGUAAGAUUGGUUCUGUGGUUCUGUAUAGCUGUGAAACUGGAUAUCACAGUUUGGAUACAGAAAAUGUGUCAGUGUGUAAAAGUAACGGUCGGUGGAGUGAUCCCAGAUUUUCUUGUAAAGAGAUUAUAUGUGGAAAUCCCCCUAUACUGCCAAACACGAUACAAAUCUGGAAUAGCAAAGUAACGUUUAACAGCACUGUAAAGUAUCGCUGUGAACGCGGUUACUACGCUAAACUAGGCUAUAAUAUAUCUGUGUGUGAUGGAAACGGUUAUUGGACAAAACCAACUUUGUUGUGCGAAGCUGUGAACUGUGGAGCUCCCCUCGCUCUUCCUCUCUCAGUUAUGAUGUGGAGAGGAGACAGCGGCGUCGGCUCCAAAGUGUUUUAUAAAUGCAUUGAUGGGUUUUAUAAUGCAAGAAACGGAGAUACGUCAGUUUGUGAUACAGAGGGAAUCUGGAGUCAGCCUGAUUUUCUCUGUAAAGAAGUAGACUGCGGCUCGCCCCCUUCUCUGCGUCAUUCGGUUGUAAUGUGGAACAACAGCUCCAUGGGCUCUGUGGCCUUUUAUAGGUGUGAAGCUGGAUACCACGGUGUCGGUGAAGGAAAUGUGUCAAUCUGUAACUCAAACGCAAAGUGGAGCAAAGUAUACAUGCGAUGUGAAGAGAUAAACUGUGGGCCUCCCCCAGUAUUCCCACUAACCGAUUUAAACUGGAACAAAACUUCUACACUGGGUAGCGUUGUUGAAUACAAAUGUAAAUAUGGAUAUAAACAGGGAGGAGACAAAAACAUUUCAACAUGUUUAUCAGAUGGAACAUGGGAAAAAAUAUCUGUUAUGUGUACAGCCCACUGUGGCCCUGCACCAGACGUACCGCACGCAGAUGUAGUGUGGGACAAUAGCACUAUAGCCAUCCAUCGCUGUGUUACUGGAUAUUACAGUCACACAGGAAGUGACAUUUCAAUGUGUGACAUCACAGGAAAGUGGCAGGUAGCCACUCUACACUGCAAAGAGGUCAAGCUGAUCAUAAAUGACGUGAUAGUGGUUAAUGAAACAUGUUUACGCUGGCAAGCAGAAUAUGAGGGCCAUACGGAGACAUACAUUGUGACGUAUGUCGGUUCGCGAGACUUUGAGCAAGCGUUCGGUGACAGAGGGCAAAAGCUUUUCAGCUCUUCUGCCAUGUGGCCCGUCCUCUGCUUAAAUCUUUUGCCUGCCACAAACUACACGAUAACCAUCACAGCCCAGUCAACACGAGCCACCACUAAAGUUACAGCAAAUACUAGCAUACCAGUCCCCACCACACCAGAUGUCAAAUACACUGAAGUAGAUGAUCCAUUGCCCACUCUCAGAUUACGGAGAUCGACCAAUUCACUUGACUCAAUAUGUAUGUUCCAGGUAUUUGUGGUGCCCAUCGAGGGUGUUUUGCUGUUUGACUGCGGCUCAUCUGUUAGUCCACGGUUCUCCACACAGCAGAUGUGUGAUAGAGGAUACGUCACAGCUCAGAUACAGCUCAGGGGUCUGGCCAUGGACAUGAACUUCACUGUAGGGGACCAGCGGCUAUAUGAAAAGUUUUUCAACGCACCCCUGGAGAACGGAAGAGACUAUUAUAUUAUUCUGCGCACUGUCUGUCAGUGGAGAAGGUCCAGAAAACAGUCUUGUAUAAUCUGGGCCAAAGUCAGAGGAGCAUCCUUCAUCAUGAAGGUGUCUGCUCUUGUAACCGUUGGAUUAAUAGGUGCAGUCGGCUCAGUCAUUAUUUUUGGAUAUUGGUACAGCUGGUACUCUAAAAAGCCCAGUCCCAGAUUUUCUCCAGUUUUAUAAGUCAUCUUUGUAUUUCAAUUCUGUUGUCUUGAAAUAAAGCAGAUAAUUUUGUGAUA
Paramisgurnus dabryanus is the source of this 3480-nucleotide messenger RNA. RefSeq names its product sushi domain containing 1 (gene susd1). Gene Ontology annotation, molecular function: calcium ion binding. NCBI's taxonomy places the organism in Eukaryota, Metazoa, Chordata, Actinopteri, Cypriniformes, Cobitidae. The record is from RefSeq and is a predicted model, not a curated record.